Anopheles stephensi (Asian malaria mosquito) is the source of this 4025-nucleotide messenger RNA. RefSeq lists its product as uncharacterized. The coding region runs from base 279 to 3413 and encodes 1044 amino acids. The record is from RefSeq and is a predicted model, not a curated record. Lineage: Eukaryota; Metazoa; Arthropoda; Insecta; Diptera; Culicidae. The transcript is spliced from 7 exons.
UCAAAAUGCAUUCAGCACACCAACCCGUCAAAACAGCAAUUUCGUGAACGUGAAAAAUUCUUUCUCCGUACUCGGUCUGCGAUAGAAAAAGAUUUCCCCAACAGAAAAUACGUGUUCCAAACAAUUUACUGCACUUAAUAAGUAGUAUUUGUUGAAAGCAGAGUGAAUUCGCGUGUUUUACAUCCAGCAGUGUGUGGUGAACGGGCAGCGCGUCAUUUAGUUCGCUCCUGAGGAAAGUGUAAACAGGCAAAAGAAGAAGCAGAAAAAAGGUGGUGAAGAUGGUUUUACGAGGUGUACGGGGUGGGUACCACUCGCGAGGUGGAGGCUCGCGAGGGGCUGGCCGUAGCUCGUACCACGGUGGCAGUGGAUAUCAUGGCUCGAACCACCACAACAGCAGUAGCUAUGACAACCGGAACGAUAACCGAAACAGUCGGUACAGUGGCGGCGGCGGUGGCAACGGAGGUGGUGGUGGUGGCGGCGGCGGCGGUGGGUACGAUUCCCGCAACUCGUCCCGGUAUGAGUCAGACUCAAGGUAUUCUCGGCACGAUAGUCGCAACGAUAGCUACAAGCGGUCCAAUUCUUCCAAGUACGAGGAUAAUCGUGACCGUCGCUCGCCGGAUCGGAAGCGUCCUCGCAGCGAUCACAACACUCAGGGAGGAAGCUCGCGGCGUGAUUAUGGCAGCAGUGGCGGCAGCAGCGGCGGUGUUGGUGGCCGUGGCGGUGGAUCAUCUAGCCGGUACCACGAGGGAGGCAGUUCCGGCUCGUCGUACGACAAGCGCGGCAGCAACGAGCACCAUUCGUCGUCGUCCGGUGCUGCCGACCGUUCGAGCAGCAACAAGUUCGAUCAUCAUCGCAGCAGCAGCAGCGCCAGCCGUAGCCACGGUGGUGGUGGUGGUGGUGGUGGCGGUGAUUCUGGCAGUUCUUACAGGUCCAGGGACAACAACUCGAGCAGCAUGGGACCACCGCGGUCGGUGGCGAUGCGGAGCAACCAUAGCAGCAGCAGCGGCGGCGGUCGUUCGAUGAUGCGCCCACCGCUGGGAGGCGGUCAUCGAUCGCACAUCGGCGGCAGCUCCAUCAUGGGCAGUGGCGGUAUCCAUCGCCGGGGAGGUGGUAUGAUGCGGGGACGGAUUUCGCACUACCGGUCCGAUGGCCGGCGGGGCAUGCUGACGUCACGCAUCUUGGGUGGGCACCACCGGCGCACGGACAUGCGACCGAUGACGAUGCACAACCGGCGCUACCCUUCGAUGCGGGGUCGGGGCGACAUGCGGAACCGUAUCCUGGGUAGCGACGCGAAACGGGGAUUAGAUAUGAAGAUAUCGAAGAAAGUCCUCAUCAAGCGUGCCCUGCAGGCAGCUAAAGACGGGUACGAAGAUUCCCAGUCCGAGAACGAUGACGAUGACGAUGAGGAGGAGGAGGACGAGGAGGACGAGGUUGGUGAUGUCGAUGUGGGACCAGCGCGCGCUAAAAAGGCAAAGAAAGCCGACACCAGUGUUGCGGAGGACGAUGACGACGACGAGGAGGAGCAGGAGGGAGCUAAUAAGGAGGAAAAAGGUGAACUGUGGGAUGAUGAGGAUGAUGGGGCCGAUGCCAAGUCGAAGUCGUCGGCGCGCCACGAGGAGGAUCAGGAUGAGGACGAUGCGAACAACAAAACUGGCACUACGGUGGACGAGCCAGACGAGGAAAAGGAAAAGGAUGGUGCAAAGCAGCAACCAGCGGCAAAGAAAGCGAUCAAGAAGGAGGAUGCGAAGGACGGUGGAGAAGGCGAUCGGAAGGCUUCGGACGAGGGUACGGAGAGCAAGCGCUCGACCAAGAUCAACACCAAGUACCGUUCGUCGAACUUUAUCAAGCUUACGUGUGUGCAUUGUAAGCUGAAGUGCGUCACAUUCAAGGAGUACCAAAUGCAUCUUUACUCCCGUGGGCACAAAAUAAAGAUGCGCUCGUUGGCGGUAAAAUGUCGCGAGCGGCUGCUGGAGAUGCGUGCCGCACAGCGAAACGCGCAAAACGACGAGGAUGGGAAGUCGGACGAUGGUACGGGCGGGGAUGAUGGCAAGCGUCCGGGAUUCUGUAUGCUGUGCCGGUUAAACUAUCGACAGCAGCGCGCCGUACACCAGCAGUCCGAAGGGCACAAGAUGAUGAAGAAAUUCCUCAUGCCGUACUGUAACGUGUGCAACGUGGGCUUCAAGAGCCCGAUGGCGUACGAAACGCAUCGUGCCUCGUUGGAUCAUUUGAAGAUCAAGGCACGCGUCGAGCGGUACGCUUCAUCGAGCAAGGGCGACGAGUCGGGUGAGGAGAAUCCGGUCGAUACGGGCGAUCUCGACCUGGACAGCCUAACGAUCGUCGAUGAGGUCGGUAAGGUGGAUGAAAUCUGCGACCCGGCAGUCGGUGGGGAAGCGCCUGUGAGGAAACAGCGUGGCGGGGAUGGUGGUGGUCGUGCCGGAACGGAGGACGACGACGACGACGACGAGGAUGACGAUGAAGAGGACGAGGACGAUGAAAACCAGAUGAUCAUCGGGGAGGAACACGUGAAGAAGGUGCAGGUGCAGUACUGCGACCUGUGCAAUAUGUAUUUGCCGCGUCGCUUCGAAAACCAGGAACGGGUGCUGCGCGAGCACUGUAAGAAGCGACCCCAUCUGAAGCUGUACAUUCGCUACCGCAAGGAUAAGAAGCUGCGCGAACAGGCGGAACGGAUUCACAAGAAGAAGCUGAAGGGCGACAAGGAGGCUGCCACGGGAACGAAGGAUGAAAAGAAAGCCAACGAUUCGGUUGGAACCACCGACACGAAGCCAUCGAUUGACAGCGAUGCCAGUGGCGCCGGUGGCGCUACCAAACCAACCGAAACGGUGAAAUCCGAAAGCAGCGAUGUGAAAUCGGAAAAGAAGAACGACACCACCUCCAGCGCGGGCAGUGAGCCAACUACCGGUAACAAUGCGGCUAAAGCAAACAGCUCUACCAGUGCGGGCAAUACGAACGCCACUGCCGCAUCGCACGAUACGACCAGCUUUGACUCAUGCGAAGCUAAUCUAUCGCUCGACGGAAGCAAUAACUUGGCAGCGCUCGCUGGCACCGAUGGUCCCGUAACGCUGCUGGACGAACAGGUCGACAAGCUGAUGUGGCAGGUGGUGGACAAUGACGAUUUGGGCGAUCUGUUGCGGGACGUGCAGGAUGACGUCGAGGAGGAAGAUGACGACAAAACGAACCUGGAGCGUUACGACAAGUUCCGGCACACGGAAAAGAAUGGGCUCGAACAGCAGCAACGAACUGACGCGCCCGGUGACGGGGCCGAGGACGAGGAGGACAACAAAACCUCGUCGACCACCGGUCAGGGUAAGAAAGGUGCGCCAGCGAACGGUGGUGCAGAUGCGGCGGCGGCGAACGGUGAGACCGGCAAAGAAUCGAAACCGGUUGUAGGUUAGCGGAAUUCGGUAGAGUAGUUAAGCGUGUGUAAGGAACAACUUCUAUCUGGAGAAGAACGGGCCAGAAAUCAGUAAGCGAUUUCCGGCCCGGCAGACUUAAUAUGCUAAGAAAGCACACGAUGCGUGUGCUGCGAGAGAACCAGUAUGAGUUUAGUGGAGGAGAGAGACAUUUUCACGCCAGAUAUUCACGACUAAAGGGCGUGGCACGGUAUCUCUUUGGUAAUAGCGCCUGCCUUUGCUGGCAUCGUGGAUUUUAUUGUACCCGUUGCUGGAUAGUCAACCGCCGCGAAUCCGCCGUGUAAUAAUUACUGGACGAAAAAUCAUUUUAUUUGUUGAUUUUGUACUCAUUUUUUUCAAGUGCAGUUUGUGGGCCUUAUACGGCUCGGAACUGUAUUAAGCAGAUGGCCCUUCAGGAGCGUCACCGCGUUACUUUACUCCACGGAGAGUAUAAGGUUUCGUGUCCAUUUGUUUCCGCAUGCAGUGUACUAGUUUAGUGGAGCACAGGAAAAUUAAUUGUUUGGAAGUUUUAUUCAAAUACUGACACGCGACAAAAAUAUUCUUUGUAGUGAAACUAACCGCAAAAACACAUUAAUAACAGAAACAACAGUAAAA